GCCACAAAACGAACGAGCUGCUCCCAGGCCGCCGCCGACGCCUGGACUCGACCGGCGACCGCUUCCCCAAUACAAACCCUAUUUUGAGUGGCUGGCUGCUGCUCCUUGCUACCCCCUUGCUGUGCUUGGCUGCUCGCUUGAAUGCUUGUGCUGCCGUAUCGGUGUUUUUUUAAGGGAAUAAGUAGCCAAGCUUUACAGUGGCGAAAUGGUGCAGUCUAAUUUCAAGAAAAUCACUGUUGUCCCUCCCGGGAAGGACUUCAUUGACAUAAUCUUGUCCCGCACUCAGAGGCAAAUGCCAACUGUUGUCCACAAGGGCUAUGCUAUCAACCGCAUUCGCCAGUUCUAUAUGCGCAAGGUUCGCUACACUCAACAGAACUUCUACGAAAAGCUGUCCACCAUCAUCGAUGAGUUCCCCCGACUGGAUGACAUCCACCCUUUCUAUGGCGAUCUCCUUCAUGUGCUCUACAACAAGGACCACUACAAACUUGCCUUGGGCCAGAUCAAUACGGCUAGAAAUAUCAUUGCAAAGAUCUCCAAGGACUAUUUGAGGCUGCUCAAGUAUGGAGACACCCUGUACCGGUGCAAGUGCCUCAAGGUUGCUGCACUAGGUCGCAUGUGUACUGUUCUGAAGCGCAUCAGUCCUAGUUUGGCAUACCUGGAGCAGAUCAGGCAGCACAUGGCCAGGCUUCCAUCAAUUGACCCAAACACCCGUACUAUCUUGAUUUGCGGCUAUCCAAAUGUUGGGAAGAGCUCUUUCAUGAACAAGGUUACAAGGGCUGAUGUGGACGUACAGCCUUAUGCUUUCACAACAAAAUCCCUUUUCGUUGGCCAUGCAGAUUACAAGUAUCUGCGGUACCAAGUGAUUGACACUCCGGGGAUCCUUGAUCGGCCUUUUGAGGACAGGAACAUCAUAGAAAUGUGCAGUAUCACCGCUCUUGCCCACUUGAGGGCUGCUGUGCUGUUCUUCUUGGACAUCUCUGGUUCUUGUGGGUACACUAUUGCUCAGCAAGCUGCACUCUUCCACAGUAUAAAAUCCUUGUUCAUGAAUAAGCCUCUAGUCAUUGUGUGCAACAAGACUGAUUUGCAGCCGCUUGACGGGCUUUCUGAAGAGGACAUGAAGCUGGUAAUGGAGAUGAAGUCAGAGGCUAUGAAGACUAUACCUCAAGGUGGAGAUCCUAGUGAAGAGGGUGUUUUGUUGACUAUGAGUGCUUUAACAGAUGAGGGUGUGAUGGCUGUUAAAAAUGCUGCAUGUGAGAGGCUUCUUGAGCAGAGGGUGGAGAUCAAGAUGAAAUCAAAGAAGAUCAAUGACUGCUUAAAUAGGUUUCAUGUUGCUAUGCCCAAGCCUCGUGACAACAGAGAUAGGCCUACUUGCAUUCCUCAGGCUGUUCUUGAAGCUCAAGCAAUUGCUGCUGCAAAGGAAAAGAAGAAACUUGAGAGGGACCUUGAGAAUGAGAAUGGAGGUGCUGGUGUCUAUUCCGCCAGUCUCAAGAAGCAUUACUUAUUGGCCAAUGAUGAAUGGAAGGAAGAUAUUCUCCCUGAGAUAUUGGAUGGGCAUAAUGUUGCUGAUUUCCUGGAUCCGGAUAUCUUGGAAAGGUGUGAAGAACUGGAAAGGGAGGAGGGUCUUCGUCUUGAAGAAGAAGCUGCUCAGGAUGCUUUCAUGGUUGAUGGCCAUGACGAGUUAACUGAAGAACAGCGUGAGAUAUUGGGUAAGAUUAGGAAGAAGAAGGCAAUGUUCAUCCAAGAGCAUAGGAUGAAGAAGAGUACUGCAGAGAGCCGGCCUAUUGUUCCAAGGAAGCAUGACAAAGAUAGGAAAUUCACAACCAAGAGAUUGGGCAGACAACUCACAUCUAUGGGCGUUGAUCCUACUGCGGCUGUGAACCGACUUCGCAGCCAGUCAAGAGGCCGUAAGCGUGAGAGGUCACUGAGCAGAGCUGAUGGUGACGCUAUGGACGUUGAUGGCCAGCAUUCCGACAAGAAACUGCGUACAAGGUCGAGGUCCAGGUCCAAGUCACGACCAAUUGAAGAGGUUGUGCCAGGUGAAGGACUCAGGGACACUGCUCAAAAGAAGAAGGCCAUCAAGAAAUCAAGGGACUCUGUGAAGAACAGGAACAAGGAGGCUCGCCGUGGAGAGGCUGACCGCGUCAUCCCCACCUUAAAACCGAAGCAUCUCUUCUCUGGGAAACGAGGCAUUGGAAAGACCAGCAGGCGAUAAGCCAGCCAAUCUGGACAUUGCUGCUUGCGAUCACUGGAUCAGGAAGUACAGGAUCACUGGUAUUUUUGGUGCUGGGUAUCUAUGGGGGAGGCUUGAGCACACCAAGCUGGCAGGAGAUACUACUAGUAUCUACAUUUUCAUUUUUGUCUGUUACGCGUUGUCCUCAUUUGUUAGAUUAUGCCGAUCGUUGCCGAAGUGUAUGGUACCUUUGGUUUAUUCCGCGCUAGUGUGGAGUAGACUCAAAUUUUGUUUGAUGA
Messenger RNA from Aegilops tauschii subsp. strangulata, 2469 nucleotides. RefSeq names its product nucleolar GTP-binding protein 1-like. The record is from RefSeq and is a predicted model, not a curated record. Gene Ontology annotation, molecular function: GTP binding. Lineage: Eukaryota; Viridiplantae; Streptophyta; Magnoliopsida; Poales; Poaceae.